This is a messenger RNA of Colossoma macropomum (tambaqui), 4578 nucleotides long. Its product is annotated as gastrula zinc finger protein XlCGF7.1-like. The transcript is spliced from 6 exons. NCBI's taxonomy places the organism in Eukaryota, Metazoa, Chordata, Actinopteri, Characiformes, Serrasalmidae. The record is from RefSeq and is a predicted model, not a curated record. Gene Ontology annotation, molecular function: RNA polymerase II cis-regulatory region sequence-specific DNA binding; DNA-binding transcription factor activity, RNA polymerase II-specific. The coding region runs from base 2720 to 3499 and encodes 259 amino acids. Gene Ontology annotation, biological process: regulation of transcription by RNA polymerase II.
AAUCUCUAAGUAGUGUAGGUAUGAGCAGCUUUAGUCAAUGUGGCAAAAACAUUUUGGAAUGUCUCUGUUUCAGUUUACUCCCAUCUAACAACUCAAGGGCUCUCUCUGCUUUUCUGCCAGCUUCUUUCAGAGUCUCCAGGCCAUCCUUUUAACCUGCCUCCAGUCUUUCUAGUCCAUGGGCUCCAUCAUCAGCCUCAUGUUUUUACUCUUGUUUGUGUUUGCUGUUAUGUUCCGGGAGAUGUUUAGUGAGUCAGACCUGGAAUGUCAUCCUCCAUUAAAUCCUUACACUGGAUGACAGGUCCCUGAUCUAUAUGACCAGCAGAGACAACGUCUCUUCAUUGCAGUGUUAGUGGAUAACGUCCAGCGGAGCAUCAACAAAAAGAGGGCUUUUAAGAGUCAACAGCAGUACUGGAGAUGAGUCAGACUGAGAAAGAGGAGGAACUCAAGGAGGAUACAAGGAGGAUCUCAGAUAUGCUUUCUAAGGAGAACAAACACAGCAAGAGAUAGAACUGAUAACAAGGUAUCUGCAAUUAAUGGCCGACAUGGACCAGCACAUGCAGAAGUAUAGAUCACAAACUUGUUUGCUGGACAAACUUGUGGAAACCUUCUUUAAGGACCGGGAUCAGGAGACUCAAAAUGACAGUGAUGAGUAACAUCAGACGUGUAGACCUCCAGCAUCCACCAACCCGUUCCAGUUCAGAGCAGUAUCCACCAAGUAGCGCACACACAAGCAAGCACGCCUCCAUCACCAAUAAAGCCUGAAAGCAGAAUACAGCUAUGUGAUUAAUGCAUGACAGUGUGUAGUAGCAUGUUCCUGUUUAUACUAAAUGCACUAGACUUCAGUAAACACAUCCACGUAUGCAGACAUUAGUAAACAGGUUGGAAUUUGUGGUCGAAAAUGCACAUUUAAUUGCCUCAAUCAACUCUGGCUUUCCUGAAAUUGACCCUCAUUUCUUUGGUCUUGUUGACGUUCAGAGAGAAGUUGUUAUCUUAGCACCACAGGGUCAGCUCUCUCAUCAUUACCACUUAUUAAAGUAAUUACUCUGGUGUCACCUGUGAAUGGAAUGACAAACACAGUCAUGUCAGAAUAGGCUGCUUAGUGGAAGGUUAAGAUAGCAGUGAUGAGGUGUGUCAGUCCUAAGUACUAAUGUGGAUGACAGUGCAGUAUCUCUCCUCACAGUCUGGAGCUGCUAUUCAACAGAACAAAUAACCAAGUGCAGAUGGAAUUAGUGAGCCCCCAACACUGAGUUUAGACACUAGUUUAGAUAUUACAAUUAUAUUAAAGACUGAGCUAUAAUAAAAAAUAUAGUGGCUGGAGUGCGUAACGUAUUAUUUUUUGUUUGUUGUUUUUACAAGAAAUCCUUUGUACUUUUUACACUUUUCAUGUUGUUAUUUUAUGAGGUCAAACUGUGAAAGAUUAUUAUUAAAAUGUUAUUAGAAGCCUUUAGCUAACAAUAUUACUAUAAAAAUUACAUAGAUGUUAUAAAAGAGUUCCCUUCAUUUCCAAGAUGAUGAAUAACCUCCAAGAAAAAUGUAGGAUGUGGGUCCUUUAGUGUCUACAGAGAGUUGUGAAGACAGCAGGAAAAAUGAUUGGCCCAAAUCGGUAUCAGAAUGUGCAACUGGUUUGUAUGAGCAUGUGAACUACACUGUCUCUGUACUGUGUUAAACAGUGAUGGUUUGCAGAUUUUUAAAUUGCAGGAUCGCUUUUUUUUUUAUUAAAGUCUACAUUAUCAAAAACAUCUCAAGCUGUAAGAGGAGAAAUUUAACGCAAUAAUACAGAGUUGUGAAACGCCUGUAGAGCUAGACCAAUCAGAUGCAACCAAACCUCCAUGUGUUGUGACAUCCCCACCACAACUCACUGGCUUUCUGGCACACCACAUCAAGGGGUCAAGCCUCAAGCCAGAAGAAGUGGAUAUUCUUGGUAAAAAAACAAACAGGUCUGGACCUCAAUUUAUAGAAGACAAUCGCAAUUUAAAUCAGAAUCGCAACAUUAGUCAGAAAUAUUGUCCCCAAAUCGUUCAGCCCUUGUUUGCAGUAUAUAGUGUGUAAAAUCUCUACUUUAAGGUGUCAAUGUAAGACCAAAAAUAUUUUACUUCAAAAAAAUUUGCCAUUUUAAUUUAAAGUAACCAGACUGCCUUACAAUUUUGAAUUAAAUGAACUUCUGCCAUUAAGUAUAAAGGAUGUAUUACAUUCUGUUAAUUUCGUAUUGGAAGUUCAGUUCAAAAUGUAAGGCAGUCAGUUGAUUUAAGUUAAAACAUGAUUUUUACAGUAUUGAAUGGACGAGUAUCUGAACAACCGCUACAUAAAAUCAAAGAUCAUGGUAAAACCAUGAAUCCUCUCUGAAUUCUUCGCUUUGCUGUUACCCCAUCAGAGCACUGAAGGCGGGGCUUUACUGAAUACGGGUGGGAUUUAAAAUAACGACCGUUGCGUCUGUUUCCGUGAUCUUAUGGUUCCAGUGUAAAGCCGCUUCGGGCCAGGUGGUGGCGCUAAUUCUGUAACUAUAACUAUCUCCAACUGCACUACAGCGGAGAAGCAGAAGGUUGUGUUGUGCUCAGCAGUCCCCGCCUCCGCGCUCAUACAGUGUUGCUGGAGGAACAGAAAUAAGAGCUGAACUGUUGAAGAAAUGAAUGACGUCCAGUUUCAAUUCUUCUCCUGCUCCUAGGAUCCACUUUCCUACACUGCUCGAACAUACUUCUGUAAACACAUCAGGACAUUCCAUAUGGCCUCCAGAAGAAGCUGUAUUCAGCAAACAUCAUCUGGUAUCCUCCACACAAACACAUCUCACAGACAGACAAAGAAACGAAGCAAGAAGAGAACUCACAACUGCUCAGAGUGUGGAAGGAGUUUUGAUCGACAGAGUAAUCUCAAAAUACACCAGCGCAUUCACGCAGGAGUUAAACCGUAUUACUGCUCAGAGUGUGGGAAGAGUUUUACUGUACAAAGUUCUCUCAAACAACAUCAGCGCAUCCACACAGGAGAGAAGCCUUAUCACUGCUCAGGGUGUGGGAAGAGUUUUAAUCAACAGAUUCAUCUCCAACGACAUGAGCGCAUCCACACAGGAGAGAAGCCGUAUUACUGCUCAGAGUGUGGGAAGAGUUUUAAUCAACAGAUUCAUCUCCAACGACACCAGCGCAUCCACACAGGAGAGAAGCCGUAUCACUGCUCAGAGUGUGGGAAGAGCUUUACUCAGCAGAGUUCUCUCCAGCAGCACCAGCGCAUCCAUACAGGAGAGAAGCCGUAUUACUGCUCAGAGUGUGGGAAGAGUUUUACUGUACAGAGUCAUCUCCUACAACACCAGCGCAUUCACACAGGAGUGAAGCCGUAUCACUGCUCAGAAUGUGGGAAGAGCUUUACUGUACAGAGUACUCUCCUAAAACACCAGCGCAUUCACACAGGAGAGAAGCCGUAUCACUGCUCAGAAUGUGGGAAGAGCUUCAGGCAUUCAAAUACUGUGAAGUCACACAAGUGCACUAUGAGCAGUGGUGGACAUGGGCAGUAAUGAGUGUAACCAUAACACCAUGUAAGGAGUCUGGACAAGACUAGAGGGGAAAACCGUGUUUUGUUGUUUCACCCUGUGUCUAAAGUACGUGCAUAAAAUGAAACAAAAUUUCCUGUGCUGAAGUCAAGCCUACAGUAUAUUGUAUUAUGAUAAGUUUAUUUCUUUCACAAUUAGGGUAUUCUUUCAUUGAUUCAUGAAUGCAUAUGUGUGUUAAUUACUUUUACAGCUGUCCUGGUGUAGGGCUUAAAAAAGCUGGUCUGUGAGGAGGAGUUGCUCUACCCCCACCCCAAAUGGACAGAAUUUACUUUUCUGCGACCUGGGUUGUAUCCAGACACACUGAAAGUUAGUGCUUUCUACUGAUCCUCCUCCUCUCCUCCUUGAUCUGAAAAUUGACUUCUUACUAGAUGUCUGAAUACCAGGGGAGAUGGGAGAAGCCAUUCAAAACACCUGCUGAAGCCGAUUUGCAUCAGGGGAAAGAUUGCCAGGAUGCCUUUUAUAGAUUUUAAGGUGGCAUUACUACACGCACAGCCAGACAGGAGAGACAAACAUGGCGCAAAUCAACUGUAUUUUAAAUUCUGUUUUGUUUGUGUUUAUAUUUUCUUUUUGUCAUGUAUGUUGUACUUUGUGCAAUCAGAAAGAAUGAUUUUGCUCAGUAGGUAUUUCAGUUAAGUUCAAUUAAAUAUAACAUUCAUUUUAAUUGAAACUUACAAAACUUUCCCCCACUUUCUACUUGAUCGCUAACCUCUGUCAGGUCUCCUCCUCCAAUCCUGUCAGUUUCCUUCAGCUUCUUUCUCUCUCUCUCUUCCUGUGUUCAGUAAUACAUUAAUUUUAUUAAACUCUUGAUGUCAAUGUCAAAGAUUGACAUUUUCACAAAAAGCUGAAGUCGCUUCUUGUUUUAAUUUUCUCUUUCCACUUUAAAUGGUGGCAGCAGUUACAUUCUGCCAACUUAGAACAGGAAAUUUCAAACAAGAACCUGGUGAAUAGGAAGCCAAUUCAGACUCGUCCUUUUCACUGACAUUAACUUACCGUAAAAACAAUAGAUGGGAAAUACUGCAGUAGUGCUGUUGCUGUUUCCAAAU